Messenger RNA from Rotaria sordida, 1002 nucleotides. NCBI's taxonomy places the organism in Eukaryota, Metazoa, Rotifera, Eurotatoria, Philodinida, Philodinidae. The record is from the annotation of a GenBank genome assembly.
AUGACCGAAGAUGAUCAACAAAAUAUACAACGACAAGAACAAACUUCUCCACCAUCACUACCACACCGACAUGAUUAUCGUCUACCUUCGAUCAGUAUUCCACAUGGUUCUGAGAAUGGUGAAGAUGUACUAGGAAUCAGUGCAUUUAGAGUUGGUGUUAAUUUAGAUUCAGAAGAAAAACAUAGAAUGUCUUUAACUGAUGAACAAAUAAAUCUACUUUUAAUGGAUAGUAGUAUUGGUUUAUCAACAAGACAAUCUUUAUUUUCAUCAAUGACAAAUACAACUACACCGUUAUCACCAUUAACAACAUCUAAUCGAAAUCAACCUGUAAUAACACCUUCUGGACCUAGUGAAGUAAAUAAUCAAAUUGAAUAUCAACAAAAACGAUCAUCGCCAAAUAUCAAUGGUACAGUAGGCGAAGAUGAUGAUGUCACGCCUUCGGAACCAUCAACACAAACAGAUUUUGGAAAGAAAGCUCUGAUGGCAAGAAAUUAUCAUACAUUGAAAUUUAUGGCUCUUUGUCUUGCUUUUAUAAUUAAUUUUCUUAUGUUAUUUUAUAAGGCAAUACCAUUAACUACAACAGUUAGUGAAUCAGUUUCUUCUGAUGAUACAGAACAAUUUGAUGAAGAUGACAAUGAAAUAAUAGUUCCAUUAGUUAUAUUUAAACGAGAAAAAGAAAUAGCUCGAAAAUUAGAAUUUGAAAGUGCUUGGUUAAUUGAUCAACCAAGUGAAAAUAAUUCUUGGAUAUUAUCAUAUUUAUCACGUGAAUGGUAUAAACUUGUUAUAAGUUCAAAAUCAUUUCCUGAUUCUUAUUGGAAUAAAUUUGUUAAGAAAAAAGUUCGAAAUAAAUAUGCAGAUCAAUUUGAUUAUGAUGAAUUAAGUCGAUUUUUGGGUAUGGAAAAAAAUGAUACACCAGGAAAAUUUGAAAUUAUUAAACCAAUCGAAACUGGCUUAUGGACAAAGAUUAAAUCUAUUGAUAUGCAUUAUCUAAUUUGGAAAUGA